This is a messenger RNA of Danio rerio (zebrafish), 629 nucleotides long. It is a transcript of the gene fabp4b, whose product is annotated as fatty acid binding protein 4b. The record is from RefSeq and is marked provisional. Gene Ontology annotation, molecular function: lipid binding. NCBI's taxonomy places the organism in Eukaryota, Metazoa, Chordata, Actinopteri, Cypriniformes, Danionidae.
AACACUUUGUGCUAUUAUCUGUCAAACGUCUUGUGUUGUGAUUUUCGGUGGUUUAAUUAAAAACUGAACACAGCAAUAAUGGUUGAGCAGUACGUUGGAAAAUGGAAAAUGACUUCAAGUGACAAUUUUGAUGAAUACAUGAAGGCUGUAGGUGCUAGUUUUGCCUCUCGACAAAUGGCAAAUCUUGCUAAACCAAGUUUGUUGAUUGCUGUGGAUGAGCAGGGCGUCAUCACUAUGAAAGCUGUCACUACAUUCAAGACCCUGGAAAUCAAAUUCAAGUUAGACGAGGAAUUUGAUGAGACGACAGCAGAUGACAGAAAAGUGAAGACUACUAUGAGCCUUGCGGAUGGUAAACUUAUUCAAAAGCAGACCUGGGAAGGAAAGACCACAAUAAUCGAAAGAGAGAUUCAAGACACGAAAAUGAUAGCGAAAUGCACCAUGGAUGACGUUGUGGCUAUCAGGACAUACGAAAAAGAUGCAUGACCGAAUGAACUACAGGCUUUAAGACAUUUUAAAGUUCUUGUCAGAUUUUAAUGAUCAUUGAACUUGACUGAUUUGAUGUGAGCUAUGAAUUGCUUUGUUUCAAUGUUUUUUCAGCUUUUUAAACAUAAUAAAAACAAUAACAUAAA